CAUGCAUUUUAGCUGUUUUCAUUAUUAUGUUAUUUUCUGAAGGAGACACACAGCUUUACACACAAAAAAAGUCCAAGGGAGAGCUCCCCUUUUUUCUUGCAAAAGUGCGACAUAUUUUUUUUUAAUAAAAAUUUUCAAUCCUUUGCCGUGGAAGUGAAAAGACACAUUUUUAAUUUUAUUGAAAAAAAUUUCUCCUUUCGUAAAAAGAGAAUAUUGAGCAGUUAAUUCGCAUCAAUAAUUUCGAGAAGUGUUAAAGACAAAAAAGAAGUGUUUUUGUAGUGAAAAUAAAUUUAAAAAAAAAAAACGAAAUAAUUUAAAUUUUCAUCAAUUAAUAAAUUAUCUCAAAGUGAUUUAUAGAAAAAUUCCUUAAACAUCACUUUAAGCAUCAGAAAAAAGAGCGGCAGAAAUAAACAAGGAUCCAAAAGAAAAUAAAUAAAGCAAUAAAUCCGAUUGAUAUUGUGUGAUAAAAAUCAAUUAUGAAUGACUGAAAUGUGUUAUACUGGAUUUAGAUAAUAUUUACAGCUGCUGUAUGAGGAAACCAAGCAGUUAUGUACAUUAGUGAUUUUAAGGCUUCCAGUAAUGACAAUUACUUUGGCGCUUACAAAGUCGGGAGCACAAUAAUCAUUCCAAAGCUCUUCAACAGGACUCACGCUAAUCUGGCCAGUGCGGCUUACGGGUCGCACGCCACUGCCGGGGCCUGGUGGGGGCAGCACACUCACACCCACGCGUCUGGUGCUGCCAUGUACGAGGAUACCGCCGGACAGGCGGGAGGGCAUAGUCCACCAGCGGCUAUCCAGCAGUCAAGCCAGCAGACCAAUCACGUGGUACAGCAACCCCCCAAUCAGCCAAACACAGGUGGUGUCCAGCAAUCCAACACGGUGGCGGGACAGACACAGAUCGUGGCGCCGUCGACGGCGAGUGAGUCACCUGCUAGUGUCAGCUCACAGCCGGCAGGCCCUCUCCAUAUACCUGCAAAACGUCCAGGAUUUGAACCUGACCCCUCCGUCAUAAGACACCCACACGCAUGGGGCUAUGAGACUGGUUUUGAAUCACAAUAUCACACCCACUCGCAAUACUAUCUCGAGAGGGAUCGCAAGUCUGUCUACUAUGGGUAUCCAGAGGCGCAAUUUCCACAGCCACCAUACUGGAAUUACCGAGAUCAACCGUCUUACCUGACGGACGAUCGUCAUGCUGCGAGGCAGACUGUAGAGGGCACUGGCACCCAGUCAACCUAUGACACCACCUACGCCACAAGUGGACUACGGCCCUACGCCAGUGAUGCUUACUCUACGCCAGGAUCAAGCUUAACAGCAGCUGUUGGUGUGGGAACUGUUGGGUCUUGUACCCCAUCUAAUGCCCUAGAGUGGACGGGUCAGGUGACGGUGCGGAAGAAGCGCAAACCCUACUCCAAGUUCCAGACACUGGAGCUGGAGAAGGAGUUCCUCUUCAAUGCGUACGUAUCGAAGCAAAAACGCUGGGAGUUGGCGCGGAAUCUCAACUUGACGGAGCGGCAGGUGAAGAUUUGGUUCCAGAAUCGACGAAUGAAGAAUAAGAAGAAUUCCCAACGACAGGCAUCGCAGCAGAAUAACAAUAACAGCACGAGUAGCAACCACAACCAUGGUCAAGUACCGCCGCAGCCGCAUCACAAUCCACAUCACAUCAAUCUUGGUUUGGGCAUGACCCAUCACGGACCCAAGAUGCACCAGUGACCCACAGAACACGACGCCGCCAUGGGAUUCCCGACAUUUUGAACAGCAACAACAGCAACAACAUCAACCCAAGUGGACACGCUGCGCAUUUCCCACCAGACUUCCCAAGGCGUGCGUGUCACGAGGGGACGCACCAUGCAGGGGCGUCGUGACGUGUAUGUGGGGUAGCCCUGUAAGAGAAUUUUCUUUUUCAAUUGUGAGCGCAUUGAGAAAUCUACAUUAGAAAUUAUAUUGUCACAUAUAAAAAUUAAGAAUCCCUGUAUUAGUAGCCUAACUCUUAUACAUACCUAGUUACAUACAAAAAAACAAUUUAUGGAAGGAAUGCAAGAAAGAAACGUGAAGGGGAUGCGAGAAUAUCAACGGAAAUUUACAUUUUAAUGUAAAUAGCAAUGUUGUAAAUCAUUUUUUUCUGUUCUACAGUAGUCAAAAGGAGAAGAAAAAAUGCGAGGGUGGAUGAAAGAAGAGUGUGGUUAGUUUGGAAUUUAAAUGAACAAUUAAAAAAGUAUCUGAAGAAUUUAUAAUUCACACCACAAAAGAGCCUCAAGAGCUCACAAAAAAAUGCAAUAGACGUGAAAAUAAAAAGGAAAAAAAUGUAAUAGAAAGAAAAUAUUGGUUGGUUUUUUUAUGCUUGAAAUUCGGUAUGAAGAUGAUUUUUUUUUAAACUUUCUGUCAUGUUGACAGAUCACAAUUAACUGUCAAAAUUUUAAUGUCAGUGCAAUGCCUAAGAAUUGGCGCGGAAAUUAAAUAAAGACUAAUUUAUUCUCUAGAAAAUAUUCUUUUAAAUAAACCUGAUGCAUUGAAAUUGCGUAAAAAUUAUAAAUUAUGAAAAAUAGCAUAAAAAGCUAACCAAUAUUUUUUUUUCAUUUAAAAACUGUUUUGUCAAUUUUCAAAAUUAUUCAAAAAAUAAUCACGAAAACCAUCAUUUUACAUGCAGCUCUUUUUUCAUUAAACUUACAAUGACAUGUGAUUUUUACUAAUUUAUGUUUAAUCAGCGGAUUUUGUUUUAUUUCAUUUUAAUUAAAUAUUAAUUAAAAAAAAUGAAAAAGAAAAAAUUUCAUUAAACGAAAUUUUUUUUGCAAACGGGGGGUGAGGGUGAAUGCAGCUUAAAGGAAAAUCUUUAUUUCAAUUAAAAGUUGAAAAUUUCUUAGGUAAUUUUUCUUACCAAGUGACUUAAAUGGUAGAUGAGGUAUAUAAAUUAUUAUUAUUUUUUUGUAUACAAAAAAAACAGCGAAGGAUUGAAAAAUAAAACCACAACCGGGAUAUUUGCAAACACAGUUUAAUGUAAUAGUUAAAGAAAAAAAAAUAAACAAACUUUUAGACUUGUACUCUAAAAAUAAAAGAAAAAAAUCAUACAUAGCGUGUAAUUUCACUAAAUUAUUGUAAAUACAUAAUUUAAAUUAAAUUCAAUUAAUAAAUUAAUCAUAGUGUAGUCAUAACCGAUAAAUGCUAAAAAAAAGUAAAAAAAAAUAUAUAUAUGUGCUCAAAACAGUUUAUGUACUUCAAGAGAAAAAAAAAUUCAGAAAAAAACGUGAAUUGAGAGGAUCUAUGGUUAGAAGGUUCUUUAAAGAAAACAAAAAAAAACAGUUCUUACAGCUUUUUGUAGCGAAAAAAAGAGAAUAAAAAUGAAAAGAAGCAAAUUGAGGUGAAACGAAGAAUUUACAUGAGAUGAAAAUGUAUUUAUUUUAAGUUUUAAUUUCUAUUAUUGUUGAAUUUUUUGAUAUUUGCAUUUAUAGUUUUUUUGUGUAAUAAGAAAGACAAGUUAAAGGCUUUCUUUUUUUUUUGGUUAAACCCCUGCGCAACUUUAAGUUUUUCUUUGCAAAACAUAGUCAGAAUUUGAUGAAAAAAAAAUGGUGAAAGAAUCACAAUAAAAAACCCAAAAGAAUUUUUUGUUUUGAAUCACUUUGAAGUGAAAAUAUUAAUAAAUUUGCAAUAUUUUUUAUUUGCAGAAUAAAACUCCAAAGUACAAAAAUAAAAAAAUAAAAGAAAAUUAGAAAAAAGAAAAUUCAGAUCAUGAAAUAAUCUCUAAAAAAAAUGUCUCGAAAAAGAAAUAAAAUGAGAAAAAAAUAUCAUAGUUUUUUGAAAAUUAUAAAACAAAGAGAAAGGAAGUUAAAAGAAAACCUCUCUUUCAACCGAAUUUAGUAAAUAACAAAUCAUGGAUGAUUGCUGAAUAUUUGAGGCGAAAAUCUCAUAUUGAAAAAAAAGUGUUGAAAGCAAUUUAAAAGAAAAGAUUGAAAGAAGUAAAAAAAAAUCUUUGUGUUAUAUCUGCACAGGGUGAAUGGAAAGAAGUGAAAAAAGAGAAAAAAAGAUUUUCAAAUGAAAGUUUUUUUUGUUGAAAGGACGGUUAGUGCCAUAAACAUUUUUCUCACUCACCAAAUUAAAAUAAAAUAAAAAUGAAUUCAAAAUAUAGGCAGUUUCAGUGUUUAAUAUUAAGCCAUGGAGAUUGUUUACCUAUAUAUUAGAAGAAAGAAUUUUCCCCCGAAUUUCUCAAGCUAAUUUUGAGUCAUUUCUCUUUUUUUGAUAUUUCUUUUUCUUCUUAUAAUAAAAAAAAAUUGAUUUCAUUGAAAUCUCCGCGAGAAAACAUCGCCAGAUGGAUGCAAGAAGAGAAAAAAAAUAAGAUAUUAAAUAGUAAGUUAAUUAAAAAUAUUUAGACUUUGAUUAUAAAGAAAAAAAUGAAAAUGAAUAAAUAUUAAAUCUUAAUAUUAAAGGACAACAAAAUGACGCAUGAAAUUGGUAUAAAAAAUGAUUGUAUUUGAUGUAAUGUGACCCUCACGAAUUAUUAAAAGAAAAAUAUAAUUGAAAAUGCCAGUGGUAAGGAAAGGACGGCUUACGGUAGAUGAGAUUCUCCAUAUUACCAUAAUUUUCUUUGCCCGACUUCUUCUUUGAGGUUUUUUUCUCUUUAUUUUCAAAGAAGCUUUUUAGGAAAUAAGAUCACAGAUGAUCUUUAAGACUUCCUAAAUUUUUAUUUGUUUUUGUAAAUCAUAACCUGGUUUGGGAGAUUUCUAUCUCCUUCCUGAACAAUUUUUACGUUUUGUAUAAUUUUAUUUGUUGAAAAAUAAUUUUUUUCUUUAAAACUUUUUCUUGGGAAGUUUUCAAUUUUUUAUAUGAAGAUUUAAGAGGAUUUAUCAAGACUUUUUCUUUGGGUUUUCUUAAGAAAAAAAAAACUCAUAUUCAUACAACAAAUUCUGAUCAAAAGAACUCUUUAUUAAAUAAAUAUUCCAAUCAUUAAAUUAAAAAAAAUUUAACUGGCAAAUACGCGAGAAUCCCAUCUGCUUUAGGAGAAAAAGAAAAAAAAGAAAAAUUCAAAGAAUGUGAACUUUCUGAUCUAAAAACAGAAGAAUUACAAUGAUAUUAUUUAUCCCAAAAUUAAGCCCAACAGUGGAUAGAAUUAUUAAAAGAAAACAUAAGAAGAACAUCCCUACACUGUGUCUGUAAAUAGUUUGAACCGAAUGAGUCAAUAAGGUGAGGUUUAAAGGACAUUUUUGCGUAUAUAUAAAAUCGUGGAGAGAAAUUCACAUGAAACUUUUAGGUAAUAUUCACACAAAAUAUGGACAAUGAUGGAUAUAUUAUUAUAUCAAGGAGAGAGCAGAGAGGAAAAAAAAGAAAAAAAAACAAUAAAUAAAGCAUUGUA
Lutzomyia longipalpis is the source of this 5337-nucleotide messenger RNA. Its product is annotated as homeobox protein abdominal-B-like. The coding region runs from base 549 to 1709 and encodes 386 amino acids. Gene Ontology annotation, cellular component: nucleus. Gene Ontology annotation, biological process: regulation of transcription by RNA polymerase II. NCBI's taxonomy places the organism in Eukaryota, Metazoa, Arthropoda, Insecta, Diptera, Psychodidae. Gene Ontology annotation, molecular function: RNA polymerase II cis-regulatory region sequence-specific DNA binding; DNA-binding transcription factor activity, RNA polymerase II-specific. The transcript has 10 exons. The record is from RefSeq and is a predicted model, not a curated record.